Messenger RNA from Rotaria socialis, 858 nucleotides. The record is from the annotation of a GenBank genome assembly. NCBI's taxonomy places the organism in Eukaryota, Metazoa, Rotifera, Eurotatoria, Philodinida, Philodinidae.
AUGAAUACUUUUUCACUACUCUCACAUGAUGGUCUUUCACUUGCUGGCUACCAUUGGCCGACUAAAAAUACCAAAUCACCAUAUGCUUUAUUAAUUCUUAUUCAUGGCUUCGCUGAACAUAGUCUUCGUUAUGAACACUUAGUUGAAUGUUUUACUAAACAUAAUGUGGCCAUCGUUGCAAUGGACCUUCGUGGUCAUGGUCAAAGUGGUGGACAACAUGUGUUUAUUCCAUCCAUUGAAGCAAUCUUUCAAGAUAUAGAUUUAUUAAUAAAGAAAGCAAAAACAAUAUAUCCAUUAUGCCGAACUAUUCUUUAUGGACAUUCAAUGGGUGGAAGUCUAGUAUUAGCGUAUACACUCGAUAGAUUUUUGACUAAAGCGCAUCUAUGUCCAUAUCAAGCAUUAAUAGUUGCAAGUCCUUGGAUUCGGCUUGCUCGACCUUUUCAGCCUCCGCGACCUGUUUUUUCGGUAAUUCGAACUGCUUGUCGACUUCAUCCUUCUAUGAAUGUUCCACUUCGAUUUGAUCCAAGUAAAAUAACACGCGAUCAAGAUAUUAUUAAUUCAUAUGGUCUUGAUGAAAGUGUUCGCCGAUCAGGAACAUUGUCACUUGCGCGUCAUGCCGGUGGCAUGGCAGCAAAACUUGAUCGAAUACAUGCUGUAUUUUAUAUACCAGUUUUAAUUCAACAUGGUGAAGCUGAUUCGAUUACAUGUCAUAGAGCGAGCCUUCGAUUUUCUCAACGAGGACAAAAUAUUGAUUAUAUGGGUUGGCCGAAUUGUUAUCAUGAAUUACAUAGUGAACCCGAACGAGAGGAUAUCUUUAAUUUUACACUUAGAUGGAUAGGAGAAAAACUUUUUUCUUGA